Suillus fuscotomentosus is the source of this 738-nucleotide messenger RNA. RefSeq lists its product as uncharacterized. Bases 479 to 721 code for a protein of 80 amino acids. Lineage: Eukaryota; Fungi; Basidiomycota; Agaricomycetes; Boletales; Suillaceae. The record is from RefSeq and is a predicted model, not a curated record. The transcript has a single exon.
GCAUAAUGUUAAGAAGCUGAUCUUUCACACACCUCCUUCUAGUUAUGGUACCCGUACUGUGCCGAUACACCGAAACAAUGGUUGCUCCAACUGCUGUGCCAGUGGUGGGCCAAAUGGAUAUUUGAUAUUAAAUAAUACUUGCUCUAGGAUGAUGCGACGAGUUCGCGAGGUUCAAUAGUACGUCCCCUCCAAAGGUUCAAGCCAACGGCACUGCGGACACAAGUAGGCAAAAGUCAAGGUCCGUAUAUUAGGCAACUCAUGCAGGCCCGGGGGCGACGGUAAGGUGUCAACCGACCGCAAGCCAUUGAGUCUAACGUCCCCUUUAGAAUUGAGGUCUGCUGGCAUCGCAGAGCGGUUCUUCUUACCACCGUCAUAAAGAACAAUAUUCAGCGUAUAAAAGCAAGGUAUCUUCAAGUCCUACUGCACAUCCAAGUCGAAGCUCUUCAGAUUUUUCUGAUACUAUAUCACAUCUCAUACGAUGCGUUUAUCCCUUGUCCUCGCUCUUGUCGCUGCUUUAACAGCAUCAGUAUAUGCCAGUGACGCUGAAGCUGAGGGCUGUCCUUUCACUUGCAAACAUGAUGAUGACUGCACCGCCUGUGAAACACCAAAAUGCGUAAGUAGCUUGCAUCCUGGAUAUAACCACACAAAUAACCGGCGUUGUAUCAGGACCUUUUUGUAUGUGUCAGGAGUUGAUCAAUGUAGCGGGCCGCAUCAGGAUUAAAACCCACAGCCAAGCAA